AUGCUGAUGCCGAUGGUUGAAGCUGUCCCCCUCACGCUUCAUGCUCGUCCCUCCCCUCUCGUGGACGAUGAGGAGCCUGGCUUCCUCCCCUGCCUGCCGCUCAUCAACACCAGGUUCGAGACUCCUCGUCCUCCCCUCCUCCGCUUCCCCUCGCCUCCCUCUCUUCCUCCUCCUCAGCGAUAUCGAUCGUCUUCUCGCAGCCGCGGAGACUCGUGCUCUGCUGGUCAACCUCAGCCUUGUGCCAUGCUGUCGGCAGAGCUGUCGAGGCUGCGAGGGCUGCGGAACCGACAGAUGGGGCUGGAGAUGAGCGUCGGGUCGGAGGCGGGGAGAGAGGUUGUGCUGAGAGUGCUGGCGCUGGGAAGGAGAUAG
Messenger RNA from Guillardia theta CCMP2712, 369 nucleotides. RefSeq lists its product as hypothetical. The record is from RefSeq and is a predicted model, not a curated record. The coding region runs from base 1 to 369 and encodes 122 amino acids. Lineage: Eukaryota; Cryptophyceae; Pyrenomonadales; Geminigeraceae. The transcript has a single exon.